AUGAUAUUGGGUUCUAAAAGCCCAAAGCUUCAGUCCAGAGUGCUGGCCCCAGGAUCCCUCCUCAUGGACCAGCCACUCUUCUCUCUGGGAAAGGUGUGUGGCACUCCAGAGUACAUUGCCCCGGAGGUGAUCCUUAGACAGGGUUAUGGGAAGCCUGUCGACUGGUGGGCCAUGGGCAUUAUCCUUUAUGAGUUCUUGGUGGGUUGCGUUCCCUUUUUCGGUGACACCCCGGAGGAGCUGUUUGGGCAGGUGAUCACAGAUGAUAUUGUUUGGCCCAAUGGAGAUGAUGCGCUGCCUGCAGAUGCUCAGUCUCUCAUCUCUGCCCUUUUACAAACUAAUCCACUCGUGCGACUAGGGACAGGUGGCGCCAUUGAAGUGAAGGAGGAUUCGUUCUUCACUGGUUUGGAUUGGAACAGUUUACUGAGACAGAAAGCUGAAUUUAUCCCUCAUCUUGAAUCAGAGGAGGACACCAGCUACUUCGACACACGCUCCGACCGCUAUCAUCAUAUCAACACAUAUGAUGAGGAUGACACCAACGACGAUGAGCCUGUGGAGAUCAGACAGUUCUCGUCCUGCAGUCCGCGAUUCAGCAAGGUUUACAGCAGUAUGGAGCAUCUCGCUCAGUUGGAGCAAAAAGCCAGCAGCUCUGUCUCCCGUCGAGAGCACAGGAGCCCACGCGAUGUGACGAAGAGAGAGAGUCUGGGCAGCUUCAGCAUGAGGGACAAAGGCUGGAGGACCGGAUCACCUGAGAUGAAGCGUUUGUCCUACUCAGAGUCGGUCUACAUGGAGGGCGAUGCCAGUCCUCCGCUUGCUGCUCGCCGACGCUUCUCAGCUCUGAUGGACACGCACCGCUUUGCCUCUCCUCUGGAGGCAGAGUCAGAAUCACUGACUCGCCCCAACCCCAUCAGGGUCCGUGGGACUUCUCUGGACGGAUCCUGUGUCCCGUCACCAAGCAUCUUGGAGCAGAGAAACAAUAUUAAGGAGAUCAAUGGUGCAGACAAGACCUGUAAACAAAGAGAACUUCCAGCAACAACCUCAAGUAUCAACACUCUGUCCCCUGAUCGAGACGUGAUCACCCCUCUGUUUGAUCCUGUCGGCCCGAGAGGCACUAAUGACCUUGUGCUGCGUAGAGCACGUCAGAAACCGUUACCCACAGAUGAAAAACGCCAUUCAAAAACUGGGAAUAAAGUCAUUAAGUCAGCUUCUGCAACAGCUCUCUCUGUUAUUAUACCAUCAGUGGAUCAACAUGGAGCCUUCUCUCCUUUGGCGAGUCCUAUGUCCCCACACUCGUUCUCCUCUAAUCCUUCGUCCCGGGACUCGUCUCCCAGCAGAGAUUUCUUCCCAGCUGUAAGUGUGCUGCGCUCCCCCAUCACUAUCCACCGCUCGGGCAAGAAAUAUGGCUUCACCCUCCGGGCGAUCAGAGUCUACAUAGGAGACAGUGACAUCUACAGUGUCCACCACAUUGUUUGGCACAUAGAGGAUGGUGGCCCUGCUCAGGAAGCUGGUCUGUGUGCUGGUGACCUCAUCACUCACGUGAACGGAGAACCUGUCCACGGUCUGGUCCACACUGAAGUGGUUGAACUUAUUCUCAAGAGUGGAAACAAAGUGACUGUGACAACUACACCUUUUGAAAACACCUCUAUAAAAGUGGGACCUGCCCGUAAAGCUAGUUAUAAGUGUAAAAUGGCCAGACGAAAUAAAAAGACCUUGGGAAAGGAUAGCCAGGACAGUAAAAAACGCAACUCUUUGUUUCGUAAGAUCACAAAACAGUCCAAUCUCCUGCACACAAGCCGCAGUCUGUCGUCUUUGAACCGCUCCUUGUCCUCAAGUGAAAGUCUUCCUGGCUCUCCGACACACAGCUUGUCAGCACGUUCCCCCACUCAGGGAUACCGUUCCACCACUGAGCCUUCCCAUCUGGGUGCAUCAUCCCAAAGCAGUUCUUCAUCUUCAAGCACUCCUAACUCCCCAGCUCCCUCACAGCACAUGAGGCCGAGCUCUCUGCAUGGCCUGUCGCCGAAGCUGCACCGGCAGUAUCGAUCUGCUCGCUGCAAAUCGGCUGGGAACAUUCCCCUGUCUCCUCUGGCUCACACUCCGUCACCUACUCAGUCCUCUCCUCCGCCUCUGCCUGGCCACACUGUCGGCAGCUCCAACACUACGCAGUCUUUUCCUGUCAAACUUCACUCCUCUCCACCUGUGGUCCGCCCCAGGCCCAAGAGCGCAGAGCCCCCUCGAUCCCCUCUCCUCAAACGGGUGCAGUCGGCGGAGAAACUGGGCUCACCACUUACCCCUUCCAGUUCGACAGGGGGUCUAGGAGGUCCAUUGAGAAAGCACAGUCUCGAGGUGCAACACUCUGAAUACCGUAAGGAUGCCUUUCUCUGUGAGCUUGGUCUGCAGAGUUUACUUGAGACGGACGGAGAAAAUCUACCACCAAAUGCUCCUACUAUGCCUUCGUCUUCAUCUUCGUCAUCGCUGCCUGAGACUGGCGUGCUAAAGCCUGUGAGAAGACUGGGCAGGCAAGAAUCCCCUCUGAGCAGAGAGACACUCCUAGCCGAGUGCGAGAGAGGACGAGAGAGGGAGACCGAGCCCGUUUUGGAAAGAGCGAGCAGACUUGGAGCAGCUCAAAGAAGAUCCCAACAUGAUCUGUUUUUAUUGGAACAGAACGCUAGAGGACAUGUCGAUUCUUCUAAAUCCUCCUGCACCCCAUCCAAACCUAUUGAGAGCGUAAAUGGACAGAAAGGAAGUGUUAAAGCUCUCCAGAAUCAGACAGAUUUUAUUUCUAAACUUGAACAGAAAAUAGUGUCUUAUAAUACUGACCCCAAGGAGCAAGUCAAGCAAGAUGUUACCAACAAAAGCCACUCGAGUACUUCCAUCAACAAGGGGUCGGCUUCUUCUGUGGACAAAAACAUGCUAGGAAUGAAUAAAACUUUUAAAUCAUCCGGCAUGGGUGAGAGUUUGCGAAAAGACAGUAAUGAUAUUGGUUCUAAAAGCCCAAAGCUUCAGUCCAGAGUGCUGGCCCCAGUGAUCCCUCCUCAUGGACAGCCACUCUCUCUGGGAAAGGUCCGUCAGGGUCUAGGGCCUGUCAACUGCUACAGGGGAACCCUUGACUGGGAGGACAAGUGUCGCCUGGAGGUGGUGGAGGAGCACUCGCCUUCACCCUCGCCCUCUCCCACUGCUGUCACCCCCUCCCUCUGUGGACCCUCCCUUUGUAAAUCACGACCGGUUUCUCCCGGUGACAAGACAAGCUUCGUGAGCCAGCUGACCACUGUAGCCAAACAAGUCCUUGCACCCAUCAAACUGGGGUCUCAAGAAGGGGCUAAGAGUAAAGUAGCGGAGGAGAAGCUGGGGGGCACCGGGGGCAAAUGUGAUGCUUCUUCAGGGGGGCGAGUCGGGACAGCUGCAGUGACCCAAAGUCCUGCCAGUUCACCUCUGGAUAAAGCUGCCACAGUGCACUUCCUCCUGAAUUUGUCCAAUCCACUGAAUUGUUUUAGAAUGAAGAGUGCUGCUCAGUAUGUGGGGGGUGUGAUGCAGGAUGAGCCUCUGGACAUCCACAGGCAUCAGGGCAGUCAUGGACCCAGGCCUGACCCCACACGCGAUGCAGCUGAAGAACCCGAUGAAGUGGAUAAACUCAAGGCUAAAUUUGUUUCAGUUUGGAACAAUGUAAAAUAUGGCUGGACAAUAAAGACUAAAACAUCAUUCAAUAAAACCUCUCCAAUCCACAUCCUGGGGCAGUCGUUUCUCCUCAACAGUGAGGAUGAAGUAGAGCGAUUUCGUUUGGCUUUUGUAUCUCGAAUUUGGAUGACCUACAGAAAGGAGUUUCCGCAACUAGAGGGCACGUCUUGGACAUCAGACUGUGGCUGGGGCUGCAUGCUGCGUAGUGGACAGAUGAUGCUGGCACAGGGGCUUUUGAUCCAUUUGAUGCCCAGAGAUUGGACUUGGCCUGAUGCUCAUCCACUAACUGAUGUGGAUUUUGAAGUUUUCCGUCCUCAGUCUCCAGUCCGAGCUGCUGGUAUUCCCAUUCCCUCAUUUGCUGCUUCUCGAAUGCAAAACACCCCUGAGAAAAGAAGUGAAAAUAUGGCCAAAAUGAGCCAGAAGAACAGACCCGAGUACACCAGGGAUAAGCAAGUAGAGCCCAUCCACCACAAGCUGCUGGCAUGGUUUGAGGACCAACCAUGCGCAGCUUUUGGAGUGCAUGAAUUGGUGGAAGUUGGCAAGAGUUCAGGGAAAAAAGCAGGUGACUGGUAUGGUCCCUCUAUUGUGGCACACAUACUUCGGAAAGCUGUUUCAAAAACCUCAGUGGUCCAUAACUUGGCUGUUUAUGUGGCUCAGGAUUGUACUGUGUACAAAGGAGAUGUGAUCCACCAAUGUGAUCUGUCACAAAGUCAACCUCAGUCUAACCACUCAUGGACGUCGGUAAUCAUACUCGUACCUGUUCGCUUGGGGAGUGAGGCUCUAAAUCCUUCCUACAUUGAAUGUGUAAAGAAUAUUCUACAACUUGAGUGUUGUAUUGGUAUCAUUGGAGGCAAGCCCAAACACUCACUCUACUUCAUUGGCUUUCAAGAUGAACAUUUACUUUAUCUGGAUCCUCAUUAUUGUCAACCUGUGGUAGAUUUCACUGAUGUUAACUUUUCUCCAGAGUCAUUCCACUGUAGUUCACCCAAAAAGAUGCCAUUUAAUCGUAUGGAUCCGAGCUGCACCAUCGGCUUCUAUGCCAAAACCAAAAAGGACUUCGAAUCACUCUGUUCUGCUGUUAAUGUGGCUCUCACAUCAUCAAAAGAGAACUAUUCCAUCUUCACAUUUGUGGAAGGGCGUAGUCAGGACUAUGGACUGGAGGACCACAGCAGCAAUCACAGUAUUCCUAUAGCCCACAUUUUUCCUCAUCAUACUGUUGAAAACAAUAGAAGAAACAGUGAUGAGUUUGUCUUCCUGUAA
Messenger RNA from Knipowitschia caucasica, 4929 nucleotides. Lineage: Eukaryota; Metazoa; Chordata; Actinopteri; Gobiiformes; Gobiidae. The record is from the annotation of a GenBank genome assembly.